GCUGUUUCAAAGUUCAAGAUCAAUUUCGAUUUUGGUAACUUUUCCGGUGAGACUAAUUUAUUGACGAUCUUUGAGUGACUCUGGACUGACCUUGAGAGUGACCACUAAAUAAUCACGACCAAAUCAUAGUAUUAUAAUAGUAUUCAAAGGGAUUUCGAUGAUCUUCCCGAUAGAUAACUCCAUCAUGAAAAUCUGAGUUUAUCAAAAUUUGGGAAAAUUGUAGCUUCAUUGCUUAAUUCUCCUGAGUAAAAUGCAAUCUCGAAGUCGUCCUCAAAGCAACCUCAAAAACUUUGGUCUAGAUGACUCGCGAAAUAGGUUUCAAAUAGAACUGGAAUUUGUCCAAUGUCUUGCGAAUCCUAACUAUCUAAAUUUUCUUGCACAGCAAGGUUGGUUUGAAAAGCCAAAUUUCAUAAAGUAUUUGAAGUAUUUACUGUAUUGGAAGGACCCUGCAUACUCAAGAUAUCUCAUUUAUCCGUAUUGUCUUCACCUGCUUGAUCUUUUGCAACAUGCGGAAUUUCGCUCUGCUCUUGCACGAGGUCAGAUAUGCCGAAUGAUCGAUGAUCAAAUUCUUCUUCACUGGCAGCACUAUAUGCGUAAGCGUGCAGCUCUUAUAGCUAAACACGUUGAAGAAACUAUACAACCCACUUAACUUCACGUCUGAGCUAUGGAAUGU
Schistosoma curassoni is the source of this 673-nucleotide messenger RNA. The record is from the annotation of a GenBank genome assembly. Lineage: Eukaryota; Metazoa; Platyhelminthes; Trematoda; Strigeidida; Schistosomatidae.